GAACCUGCUGCAGGCCACACCCACCCACGCACACACACACAAUCCAAAACGCUCCUCCUUCUCCAGUCGACUGAUCGAUCGAUGGACUGGGCGUACUACGGCAGUGGCUACUCGACGCCGGCGAGCGGCGGCGGCGGCGGGGACGAGGACGCCUACAUGACGGUGUCGUCGGCGCCGCCGAAGCGGCGCGCGGGGCGGACCAAGUUCAAGGAGACGAGGCACCCGGUGUACAAGGGCGUGCGCAGCAGGAACCCCGGGCGGUGGGUCUGCGAGGUGCGGGAGCCGCACGGCCGGCAGCGGAUCUGGCUCGGCACCUUCGAGACCGCCGAGAUGGCGGCGCGCGCGCACGACGUGGCCGCGCUGGCGCUGCGCGGCCGCGCCGCCUGCCUCAACUUCGCCGACUCGCCGCGCAGGCUGCGCGUGCCCGCGCAGGGCGCCGGCCACGACGAGAUACGCCGCGCCGCGGUGGAGGCGGCCGAGCUGUUCCGCCCGCAGCCCGGGGAGCGCAAUGUGGGAGGUUCCGAGGCGGCGGCCGAGGCGGCGGCGGCGGCGCCCUGCGCGAUGGGGAGCGGCGACCUCGGCGGCGGCGAAUUCCCUUACUACCCGGUGGACGACGGGCUGGAGUUCGAGAUGCGUGGGUACCUUGACAUGGCGCAGGGGAUGCUCAUCGACCCGCCGCAGCCGGCCGCUGGGCAGUCGGCGUGGAUCGAGGACGAGUACGAAUGCGAGGUCAGUCUUUGGAGCUACUGAUCGAGCGCGUCUGGUACCAACAAGGACCCUGUGUACAUACAGCUUAUGGUGUGCUGAUGAUGUCUGUACUGUUUCCCUGCUCUUCUGACGAAUCGCAAUCGCAAUGCAGUCAGAAGGAGCAGAGGAGUGUGCUUAGGUUUUGAGCGGCUGUCUCUGCACAUUUGGCGCUAACACGGCCAAGGUAGCCUUGGCGCCAGAUAUGGCACUUGGUGCGGACGCCCUCUUAUAAGUUACGUAAGAUAAGAACCACAUGGUGUAAUAAACAGCAGAGCCUGCUGAGCGUUUGAACCUGCAGCGAUGUCAAUCAAGUUGCCGUGUGAUGUUUAGUGGAAUUUACCUGAACUGAAAACAUAUGUGCUCUAUGGAUGAAUGUCCACUGCAGGAGCAAAAUAUAUGGAUUGGAAAAAAGGGAGGCAAAGACUUGUUUGUCCCUACCCUGUAUGUUCCAACA
Molecule: messenger RNA, 1201 nt
Organism: Zea mays
Lineage: Eukaryota; Viridiplantae; Streptophyta; Magnoliopsida; Poales; Poaceae
Product: dehydration-responsive element-binding protein 1D
Exons: 1
Coding region: 82-750 (222 amino acids)
Biological process (GO): regulation of DNA-templated transcription
Molecular function (GO): DNA-binding transcription factor activity; DNA binding
Source: RefSeq, marked provisional